AGCACCGAACCGUCCUCUGGGGGCUCCUCCAAGGAAGCUGCUGGCAGCAGACACAGCUGGAGCCCCCUCAUCUGGCCCCGAGGGCUGGCCUUUCUCAGGCGAGGGGACCCAGUGGGUAGAGGGUGAGGGUUCCUCAGUGCGGGACAACAGUAGGGCAGGUUGCUUGCCUUUCCAGGCCUCAGUUUCCUCAUCUGUAAAAUAAGGAUUCAUGCCUUCAUUCAUUCAUUCAGCAGGUGUUUGAGGGAGAGCCUCUUUUAUCCCGGCAGUAUGACUAGAAAACCUGAAGGUGGGCCCAUGGUUGGUGUGUCUGAAGUGCAAUAAGGGGCCGCCGUGGCUGGAGCAUGGGGGGCCAGGGAGCGAUUGUGAGGAGGUUGAAAGAAGUGGUCAAAAUAUGAAGUAUGAAAUCAGUAUUGUUUUAUUUAAGAGCAAUGGAGGAUGGCAGGAUCUGAUUCAGCUUUUUAUAAAACAACCCUCUGAGAUGCUCCCCGGCACGGGGGUUGUAGCAUCUCCCUCUCCUUCAGUGUGGGCUACACUUUAGUGACCUGCUUCCAAAAGUAUGCACAGACUGAGGCAGUAAAUUUAAUUUACGGGGGAACCUCAGCAGCACCCCCUCAACCAGGCGCUCGGGCUCCCAUGAACACCUCAUGUAGCUCCCAGACAAGAUGAGAACCCUUUACCUCCGUGGUCUUUAUCCCUGAAACCCAGAACCCCAGUCUCACCAUGAGAAAAACACCAGACAACUCGAAACUGAAGAACUUGCUACAGAAUACAAAUACAAAAACUGUCAAGGUCAUCAAAAACCACAGGAAAUCUGAGAAAUUCACAGCCCAUAGGCGCAUAAGGAGUUGUGAUGACUAAGUGCUAUGUAGGACCCUGGGUGGGAUCCUGGAAAAAGACACUAGAGAAACUAGUGAACUCGGGUCAGUCAUGGUAUUUAGUAAAUAUUAAGACACCAGUGCUGGUUCAUUAGUUGUAACAAACAUCGUUCAGUCACUAAGUCGUGUCUGACUUUUGCAACCCCAUGGACUGAAGCCCGCAGAUCUCUGUCCUCUACUCUCUCCAGAGUUUGCUCAAAUUCAUGUCCAUUGAGUGGGUAACAAAGGUACUAUAGUUGUUUAAAUGUUAACACUUCCCAGGGGAAACCUGGUCUGAGUGUAUAACUCUCUUUACCAUCUUGGUGUAUUGUCUAUGAAUCUCAACUAUGGUAAAAUGAAAAGUUCAUUUGUCUUAGGUAUAAAUAAAGACCCCCUGACUUCAGUUGGGACAGUAGACUCUGGGGGACGAAAGUGAAGUCAGAGAGGCCCCAGAGCCUCACAGGGUCGCGGUGGGAGCUGGGGGUGGGGGAGCUUGUCCAGUGUGAACAGAGGAGGGUGCUUGGAGAAGACGUAGGUGACAGGAAUGAGCCAGUGGCUCUUUUUAACAGGUUUGGUGUUGUUCUUGCCCGAGUUGGGGAAAAACAGAGGAGGAGCAGGUUUGAGGCAGGAAGGCAAGAGGUCUCUUUCGGCAGGGGUGUCGCUGAGGUCUGGCUAGACAUCCGUGGAAAUGUUCCAGGACCGGGAGUGCUGGGGACACAGGUGUUGGAGCCCGUGACCCAGAGGUGGAUUUUUUGGAGGGUGGGGGGCGACGGGAGUGGGGCGACGGGAGUAGCGUGCCUGGGAGGAAGGGUGACGAUGGCGAGGGCAGGAGGCCGGGGCCCAGGCUUCCCGGGAGGGACGUCGCCUCGGGGUCUCCGAGCGUCAGGCCCCGGAUCCCUCUGGUCCUCCAGACGAUCCAGGCGGUCCCGCCUCCCGCCUUCGCGGCCUGGGAAGCUCGGCCCCUCGGGCCCUCUGAGCACGGAGACCGAGCGGAGCGGCGGAAACCAGCCGGGCGGGCGCUUCACGGCUGGGCGCCCCCUGCUCUGUGACGCGCGGGCGGGGACGCACGGUUAUCUCCUGUCCCCGCCUGUCCCCGCUGGGCCCGGAGCCCGAGCCGGAGCGGAGCGGACGAUGGCGGCUCUGCGGCUCUUGGCGUCGGUGCUCGGGCGCCGGGUUCCCGCCGGCCGCUCGGGGCGCGCGUUGGCCAAAGGUGGCGCGUGCGGCUUCGCCUGCAGCGCCCGGCGCGCCAGGUUCUACACGGACCCGGUAAAGGCCGUGGGAGACAUCACUGACGGCUCGAGGAUCAUGAUCGGGGGCUUCGGGCUCUGCAGGAUCCCAGAGAACCUGAUAGGGGCGCUGCUGAAGACCCGCGUGAAGGACUUGACCGUGGUCAGCAGCAACGUGGGGGUGGAGAACUUCGGUCUCGGCCUUUUACUGGGGACCAAGCAGAUCACCCGCAUCAUCUGCUCCUACCUGGGGGAGAACUCGCUCUGUGAGCACCAGUACCUGGCAGGCGAGCUGGAGCUGGAGAUCACGCCCCAGGGCACCCUGGCCGAGCGCAUCCGCGCGGGGGGCGCCGGUGUGCCCGCCUUCUACACCCCCACGGCCUACGGGACCUUGGUCCAGGAGGGAGGCGCACCCAUCAGGUACUUACCGGACGGCCACAUCGCCAUCCUCAGCCAGCCCAGGGAGGUGAGGGAGUUUCAUGGGCAGCACUACCUGUUGGAGCACGCCAUCACCGCUGAUUUUGCUUUGGUGAAAGGCUGGAAGGCCGACUGGGCAGGAAAUGUCAUCUUCAGGGCCAGCGCCAGGAACUUCAACGUGCCCAUGUGCAAAGCUGCCAGAACCUCCGUGGUGGAGGUUGAAGAAAUUGUGGAUGUGGGGUCCUUUGCCCCAGAAGACAUCCAUGUUCCUAACAUUUAUGUAGAUCGCAUUAUACAGGGGGAAAAAUAUGAGAAAAGAAUUGAGCGCUUAACCAUCCGGAAAGAGAAUGAUGAAAUAUGCAAGUCUUCAGAUAACAUAAGGACACGGAUCAUCAAGCGGGCAGCUCUUGAAUUUGAGGACGGCAUGUAUGCCAAUCUGGGCAUCGGCAUCCCUCUCCUGGCCCCCAACUACAUCAGCCCCAACAUCACCGUGCACCUUCACAGUGAGAAUGGGAUCUUGGGCUUGGGUCCCUUUCCAUUAAAAGAGGAGGUGGACGCGGACCUCAUCAACGCGGGCAAGCAGACAGUCACCCUUCUUCCCAGGGGCUCUUUUUUCUCCAGCGAUGAGUCAUUUGCCAUGAUUCGGGGGGGACACAUCAACCUGACCUUGCUGGGAGCCAUGCAGGUUUCCAAAUAUGGUGACCUGGCUAACUGGAUGAUACCCGGCAGGAAGGUGAAAGGCAUGGGGGGUGCGAUGGAUCUGGUGUCCAGUUCCAAGACACGCGUGGUGGUCACCAUGGAGCACUGCAACAAGGCCAACGAACCCAAGAUCGUGGAGAAGUGCACCAUGCCGCUGACUGGGAAGCGGUGCGUGGACCGAAUCAUCACCGAGAAGGCCGUGUUUGACGUGCACAAGAAGACAGGACUGACCCUGAUUGAGCUCUGGGAAGGCCUAACCGUGGAGGACAUCAAAAAGAGCACGGGGAGCCCCUUUGCCAUCUCCCCAAAUCUCAGACCCAUGCAGCAGGUCAAAAUGUAGCCCGAGAGUGAACCUCAGUCCCAGAGUGUGUGCUUCUGCCUUCACCUCCCAGGACUGCAUUCCAAGGAAGCCACAGUCACAGUUGUACAUUUCACCAGCAUCUGGCCGGCUUUAGCCUGCCAUCCCAGACUGGUUGCCCCUGGAUAGGCUUUGUUCUCUCAGGAGAGACAUGCCUUUAAUUAAAAACCAAAGGAAAGCAAAGACGUUGACCUUGUAUGUCCUGUGAAUUCUGAGAAAGCUCUGCUCCCAUCGCCCUCCUCACUGUCUGUUAUAUUUACAUUAAAUUCUAUGCGGUUUGAGAUGAUCCCAUAGAAAGGGUUUCAUUGAAGUGCCUGUUGGCAUGAAUGAAUCAUGAACCAUAGGGAAAGUGACGGGGGAGGAACAAGUCCACCCAGAGUCUGCGUCUGGAGUUUCCUAGAACCAUGAAAACAUACACACGUAAAUGUGAAUUUGUGAUCAGGAGAAAUGCUAUCUUAGAGAAUGACUUUUUUUUCUUUUGGCCCCUUUGACUUUCCUUCUGGAACUUUCAUUUUGUCCCUAAAGUUUGUUUUCAUUGUAGCCUCACCUCUGCCCCCCAUAUUUCUGUUUCUUGUAGCUAAGCAUAUGUCUCUAGAAGGGAAGCAAGAGUGUCUAGGCAGCCAGUAAACUGGUCAUAGGAGCAAUUGAAGGGGGAGAGACCGUGAGUACUAAUGUUCUGUGGGGUGGUCUCCUCUGAAUAAACAGUCUAGCCAUGUGCUUCCAAAGGCUUUGGCUUAGGAUGGGAGGGAUCUACAAACCUGACAGAUGGACUUCAGUGAAUUUUCUCAUCUCAGAUCAUCCAGAUCAGACACUGGACCCUUCCUCUCUAUCACAGCCUAAACCAGCCUUUUGUUCAUACUCCCUUGAGACUCAAGAGAGGCAGAGAGGUACUUCAUCCUGAAUCCACAGUCUCACAAGCUAAACAGAAAAAAAUGUGUGUGUGUGUGUAUGUGUGUGUCUAGGGUUCAAACUCAGGCCUGCCGUGGAACUCAGGCUUUCUCAGUGAGGCCCUAGGGCUGCACAGGAGCUCGUGGGUAAGAACACGAAGCUCCAGCUGGUCAAGGAAGGCCUUUCGGAGCGGCCUCCCUGGAGCCUCACCCUGGCGGGAGGCCCAGAUCCUGAAGUGAAGA
Cervus elaphus (red deer) is the source of this 4684-nucleotide messenger RNA. Its product is annotated as succinyl-CoA:3-ketoacid coenzyme A transferase 2, mitochondrial-like. Gene Ontology annotation, molecular function: succinyl-CoA:3-oxo-acid CoA-transferase activity. Lineage: Eukaryota; Metazoa; Chordata; Mammalia; Artiodactyla; Cervidae. The record is from RefSeq and is a predicted model, not a curated record. Gene Ontology annotation, cellular component: mitochondrion.